Culicoides brevitarsis is the source of this 2258-nucleotide messenger RNA. RefSeq names its product beta-alanine transporter. Gene Ontology annotation, cellular component: membrane. The record is from RefSeq and is a predicted model, not a curated record. Gene Ontology annotation, biological process: transmembrane transport. The coding region runs from base 34 to 1782 and encodes 582 amino acids. NCBI's taxonomy places the organism in Eukaryota, Metazoa, Arthropoda, Insecta, Diptera, Ceratopogonidae. Gene Ontology annotation, molecular function: transmembrane transporter activity. The transcript is spliced from 3 exons.
UUCGUUCUAAGCACGCGCCAAAAUUCACCAAGUAUGGAUUUCGAUUCGGUUCUGCCCGACGUUGGUGCCUUUGGACUUUACCAAAAACUCGUAAUUUGCUUUGUUUUGCUGCCAGCGCUCAUUCCGUGCGCCUUUCAUGCCUACAGUCAACUUUUUAUCGCAGCCCGCCCCGAACAUUGGUGUCGCAUACCCGAAUUGGCGACAUGGGAGAAUGACGCGAAUUUUUCGGAUUUCGUAAAGGAGUUGAGUAUUCCGAUGGAAAUGCGCGACGGAAAAAUGAGAUUUUCCAAAUGUGAGAUGUUUGCGAGGAAUUAUUCGGAAAUUCGGGAGUUAUUGACGCAAAAUGUGCCAAUGUCGUUUGUGAGGAAUUCUGUAGAAGGAAGUAAUGUUUCGACGAUUUCUUGCAAGAACGGAUGGAAUUUCGAUGAAAGUGUCUUCAAAGCGACCGUUAUCUCGGAAUGGAAUCUCGUUUGUGACAAAGAUUAUUACACGACACUGGCCUUGGUGCUUUUUGGCGUGGGAGGUCUCAUCGGGAAUUACAUCUUUGGCUAUUUGCAGGACUCUUGGGGACGUCGCCCCUCCUUCUACACAUAUCUCAUGAUCGAAGUCGUCGCAUGUGCUUUGAGUGCUGUCGCACCUAAUUUCGUAAUUUGGCUCGCGUUGCGUGUCGUUGUCGGUUUAACGGUUCCCGCGAUUCUCGCAAGUCCCUACGUGUUGGCCAUUGAACUCGUUGGGCCCGAUAAACGGAGUUUUUGCACCUUAAUCUCCAACAUUUCUUAUUCCAUUGGUUUGGUUUUGUUAUCGGGCGUCGUUUAUCUCGUAAGGAGUUGGCGAAUGCUGUCCUUGGCAGUUUCGGUGCCACUUCUCGUGCUGCUUACGUGCUUUCCUGUGUUACCGGAGUCACCGAGAUGGUUAGUGGCGAUUGGCGAUUAUCGCAGAGCAGCAAAGAUUAUGCGAAAGAUUGCACGGGUGAACAAAAAAACGUUGCCCGUGAACUAUGAAGGUGUGUUAAGGGGAAAGAUGGAGAAAGCGGGGACUGUGACGACGAUACAGAAACAGUUGUAUGGCAUUUCCGACCUUUUUGCCACGAAAAACAUGUGCAAGAAGACACUCAUUAUAACUUUCAUCUGGUUCGCCAACACAAGUGUCUACGUGGGCCUGAGUUACUACGCCCCCGCCUUAGGUGGCGAUGAAAUCUGGAAUUUUUUUCUUGCCGGUGCCGUUGAACUGCCAACGUACUUCAUCCUUUGGCCGAGCAUGCAUUAUUUCGGACGCCGCUGGGUACUUUGUGUGUCCAUGAUGAUCGGUGGCAUCGCAUGUCUGGCAACAUUUUUGUCGCAAGAUGACAAAGCAACGACGCUGCUGCUUUACUGCGUCGGCAAAAUGGGCAUUUCGUCGGCGUUUGUUGUGCUGCCACUCGCUGCCUCGGAAUUGUAUCCGACGGUUGUGCGUGGGCUCGGCAUGAGUUUUAGCAGUGUCAUCGGCAUGAUUGGACCCAUUGUCAUUCCAGUUAUCAAUCACAUGGGAAGUGAAAUGAUGGUUUUGCCCCUGCUAAUUAUGGGAGCAUUGCUGACACUCGGUGGUUUUGUCAGUUUGUUGUUGCCCGAGACAAUGGGUCAACCGUUACCGCAGACAAUAGACGAUGGCGAAAUGGUGCCAAUACAAAAGUUUUGUCAAUGUCUGUCAUCGACGUCGUCUGCAACCUCCUCGACAUCGACAACAAAGAGAAAAGACAAACGCAUGCCGCAAGGCGCAUUAAUGUUCAACGAAACAACAAUCUAGCUAGACAAAAAAAAAAACGUGAAUAAACAAAAAAUUUCCAUUAAUCGCUAAUUUAAUCGCCAUUUCAUGCUUGACUUGAUUGAUUUCUCGUCUCCGCCGCGAUGGAAAUUAUGAAUUUCUUUUUGACGCGUAAUAAAGUGCUUUUUACGGUCUGACAAGAAAAGCGAUACUCUCGGCGGAUUAAGACACAGAGAAUAAAUGAAAAUCAUUAAUAAACUUCUCAUUCCGUUAUGUGACUCAUUUUUUCCCAUCUUCUUCCUCUAUUUUCACGUUUUUUGUUACAACAACAACAACAAUAACUUAACUAGUGCACGCGUUUUAAUGAAAGUUUGCUCAUUUUUUUGCUCUUCUUCAUUAUGUUCGCUUUUUAUAUUUACUUUUUGAAUGAUAAUGAGCGUAGCAGGGAGUCCAUUGUAAGGAAAUAGCAAUUUUUACAGGAAAAUGACAUGAACAGAUAUGCGAGCUAUUGUAUUAAU